AUGCGGUACCUCAUUUCUGGCGAGCUGCGCUAUGCUAAGCAGUCCGGAAUGCUGGGUGAGGCUGAGGAGACUGACCUCCUUCCAGGUGACUCCUAUUGGAUAUCGGAAGCUGUCCUGUGGAUGAGCGAUUGGGAUCACGUGGGCGAGCUGACCGCGAGCCUCGAAUCAAAUCUGCUACUGAUAAGCCCUGAAUGCAUCCUGCCAUGGAGCCUCUUGUUUCCAGCCUCCCACAAGUUCCUGAAGACAUAUGCACAGGAUUUUGUCAAGUUCUAUCGGAAUUUGCCACAAGAAGAAUUGACAGAUGUCUUGGAGCCGGCGAUUGUGAGCCAUCUCGCGAACAACCAUGGGCGAUGCAAAAUCUCAGCACAGCUUUUCCGAUAG
This is a messenger RNA of Symbiodinium necroappetens, 381 nucleotides long. NCBI's taxonomy places the organism in Eukaryota, Dinophyceae, Suessiales, Symbiodiniaceae. The record is from the annotation of a GenBank genome assembly.